Seriola aureovittata is the source of this 4296-nucleotide messenger RNA. RefSeq names its product probable G-protein coupled receptor 173. Gene Ontology annotation, biological process: G protein-coupled receptor signaling pathway. Lineage: Eukaryota; Metazoa; Chordata; Actinopteri; Carangiformes; Carangidae. Gene Ontology annotation, cellular component: plasma membrane. The coding region runs from base 1227 to 2441 and encodes 404 amino acids. The record is from RefSeq and is a predicted model, not a curated record. The transcript is spliced from 2 exons. Gene Ontology annotation, molecular function: G protein-coupled receptor activity.
CUCUCUCUCUCCGUCUCUCUCUCCCUGCCUCCGAACAAAACCGACGGUUUCCGCGAAUGUGCGAGCUGCCUCCUUGCAAGCAGCCAUAAUUGGGAUUAUUCAGGAAUAAUUCGCUUAAUCCAGCCGUGUUGUUUUUGUUUUUGUUUUUUGUUGUUUUUUAUUUUGUUUUAUUUUCAUAUGUUGUGAUCUCGACAGCGUUUGCAAUGUGGAUUUCCUCGUGACAUCGCUGGAUUUGUCAAAAAUGUAUUUGUUCUCUCGUGGAGGCUUUUAUUGUGGACGAUUAAGAUGUAGUCCACCUUCGCUGGACAGCAACACAAAGACUGCAUAUUAACAGUUCAGGGUAAAUACAUCGCCUUUUUUUGUGACUGAAAGAUGGAAAAAAGAGACGUAUCGAGGCUGAUGUCUGUGUGGACUAAUUGUUCUGGUGCCACUGGCCAAUAUACAUGCCAAGACGAUUCAUUUAGGGGAUGCGCGAUCUUUUUUUCCUCUCUAACGUUUGUGGGUGGGUUAUUAUAAGCAUUGAAAAUCUGACAUCAUUUGGAUAUAUGAACAGAACAAGAUAUGUUUUUUUAUCGCGUCUCUUUCCAGCCCUCUGGAAACCCAUCUUCGACGUGAUGCAACAUAAAAUCUGUUUUCUCGGAUGAUAUUCAGACACAGACCAAAUGAACACAUCCCUCUCUAUGAGACAGUAAAAAAGGGUGGCAGUGGAUAUUUUUUUUUAUACAUAUCUAUUAAAUGUGGCUUUAACAGCAGAGUGCUCACCCUGGAUGGUUUGAUCAGCUGUUGAUUAUUAGAUAGCCUCUAUACCGUCUUAUGUUUAUUAUAUGUUGCUCAUUUCGAUUUCCAUGCGAUGGAUUUAUGCAUAACAGGUGUUGUUUGAGCCUGAGAGCACAGCAAGAGCAUGAGGCUUUAUUCAGUGUUUUUUCUCUCGAUUUGACAAACAGUGAGACAAAACGACUGGGAUCAUUUUUUUUGUUGUUGUUUUUAUCGUGAGAGAAGAACAGAUCAUUCACCCCCCCUCUCCCACCCCUCCCCAAAAAAAUGAGGGUAUGAAAGGUGGUGUGCUUGUGGACAAAGAGGAAAGAUGAGUCUGUCAUGUAGAAAAGACCCUUACGGCCUCUCCUUGUAAAGACGAGAGAGCCGUGGGAGGUGACGGCUGUAGGAGGAUCAGUAGUGUUUAUAAAGGGGCCGAACCAGGCAGGCUCUUGUGGAAGGAAGGUGAUAGAAUGGCUAACCAGAGCUUCGCCAUCGAUGGCCCUGGCAGUUUGCUGGCUGUGCUGGCCUCGCAGAGUGGACUGGCAAGAGGCGGCAGCAGCAGCAGCAGCAGCAGCAGUGACGGCAGCAGCAACAGUGGAGGAGUCUCAGCCACAGAUAUGUCUGCCUACUUUAAGCUGGUCUUCUUGGGUUUGAUCAUCUGUGUCAGCCUUGUAGGCAACCUCUUGGUCUCCCUGCUGGUCCUACGAGACAGGACACUUCACAAGGCUCCCUACUUCUUUCUCCUGGACUUGUGCCUGGCCGAUGCAGUUCGCUCAGCUGCCUGCUUCCCCUUUGUGCUGGUUUCCGUCCACAACAGCUCGGCCUGGACUUACAGUGCCUUGAGCUGUAAAGUUGUGGCUUUUAUGGCUGUGCUGUUUUGUUUUCACGCUGCCUUCAUGCUGUUUUGUGUGGCUGUCACCCGCUACCUUGCCAUCGCCCACCACCGAUUCUACGCCAAGCGCAUGACCAUCUGGACCUGCGCCGCCAUCAUUUGCAUGGUGUGGACUCUGGCUGUUGCCAUGGCGUUUCCACCUGUCUUUGAUGUGGGGACAUACAAGUUCAUCCGUGAUGAGGAUCAGUGCAUUUUUGAACACCGCUACCUGAAGACCAACGACACCCUGGGCUUCAUGCUCAUGCUCGCUGUGGUGGUCCUGGCCACCCACGGUUUCUAUGCCAAGCUGCUGCUGUUUGAGUACAGGCACCGCAAGAUGAAACCUGUCCAGCUGGUGCCGGCUAUCAGCCAGAACUGGACCUUCCACGGUCCUGGGGCCACAGGUCAAGCUGCAGCUAACUGGAUUGCUGGGUUCGGUCGUGGUCCCAUGCCACCCACUCUUUUGGGCAUCAGGCAAAAUUUACACAAUCAACACCGGCGGCUGCUCGGGAUGGAAGAGGUGAGGUCAGAGAGGAGGCUGGGCAGGAUGUUCUACACCAUCACCCUGCUCUUCCUGGUGCUCUGGGCUCCCUACAUCGUGGCGUGCUUCUGGAGGGUGUUUGUCAAGUCCUGCACCAUCCCUCACAGGUACCUCUCCAUCACAGUGUGGAUGAGCUUCGCCCAGGCUGGAGUCAACCCCAUCUUCUGUCUCCUGCUCAAUGAGGACCUGAGGAAAGUGCUGAGAGCUCACCUGCCCACCUACUGGAGGACUAAACAACACCUGCCCCAGGAUGAGGCCUACUGCAUUAUGUGAUAAGAUAUGAGCUUAAUGAAGAGAAUGUUUUAGGUUUUAAAGGGAAACGUGGAGAAUAGAAGUGAUAUAAUGCACCUUGGUUAAGUGUCAGUGUCUGUUUUGUUGUUUUGCACAACAAAAAUCACAUUUUUUGCCAACAAAUGCAGGCACAGUGCUACUUUAUGAAGAAUGUUGAUAUUUGAAUAAAUGUGUCUGGUGCAAAGGUUUGAACAGGACAAAAGAAAAGCCUUGGUAACUCUUUAAUGGUUUGUAUUUCUGAUGAUGUACUGUAUGAUUAAGAAGUAGGAAGGAUCACAACAAUCACCACUCCAACUAAGUGUGACAGAUGCCAUUUUAAAUUGAUGUUGCCUUAUUUCAGAGGGACACGCCCCAGAGUUUUUCGACUGAGAACUGGUUGCUGUGUCACAUGCGACACAAAACAGACACACAGAGGGUUGAAAUCCUUGAAGAAAAGUGCUGUGGACUGUGAAUAGAAAGUGUUGAUCAGAGCGUUACUAACUCUGAAACACAUCAAGGAACUCAAACGGUCUGAAUGGAUUGAUAGACCACCCCGGACACCUUUUCAUUGAAUUCAAAGGAGACUGCAGAAUAUUGAAUGGACUCAAUAACCUUGGAUACGUUUAAAUAGCUGUUGUGAACCCAAGAAGCCCCUAACAUGCUUGAUUUUUUGGACUUGAUUUAGGGCGUGUCAGGUUUCUUUGUAUCAUAAAAAAAUUGCCUGUUUUCCUUUAUUUGUAAACUAUACAUGUUAAGCAGAUGACACUAUUUUGAAAUAUGACUUGAUUUGAUAUUGUAUAGACUGUACAGGAAUGUAUAUUCCUGCUUGUGUGUUUUUAUAUAGCAUUUGUGUGUAUGUGUGUGUGAGAGGAAGAGGUAGAAAAAUGAAAAAAAAGGGAGGAGGGAGGGUGGAGAAAGAGAGAGAGAGAGAGUGAGAGAUAGAGAGAAAGAGAUAAUGAUAAUAGAAUAGGUUCCAGUGAUACUGAGUCAAUAUGAAAGCAGCCUCAUCUUGUGGUCUCAAAAUCAUGCAAAAUUGAACAGUCAUCAUAUGGAAAUUUAUCCUUUAAAUGGAUUUCCAUAAUUGAAAAUGUAGUCUUAUUUUUAAUCGUAAUGUACAAGCAAAUGUGAAAUACAGAUGGAGAAUGAAAAGGGGGACCGAAUAAUUAGAAAAUGACAAUUGUACAUUGCAAACAGGCCAUAGGAUUUAAUGACUUGAAUGAUGAUGUAAAUUAUGAUGUUUUGAAAAAAAAAAAUCAUUAGCAAAUGAACAUUUAUUUGCAAAUGAUGAUCUUGGGAAUGUUUUUAAAGUACUGUUAUGCUCUCAUGAGAAUACAAAAAAAAAAAAAAAUGAAGAAAUGAAGUGGCACUUAAUGUGAAGGAAACUUGAAUGUUACCAGGCCCUCUUAUAUUUCCCCUCUACGUAAAUGUCACCAUUUGAGUGUCUGGAUCAUCUGGAUACAUUUAAUAUCAAAACGUCUUCAGGCUGGAAACGACCCCAGAGAUGUUUGGUGUAUGGAACCGGCUUAGCCUACAUUAAGCUGUCUCUCCAAAUUAAGAUUCAUGUAAUGCAAAUGUCUGACCUACAGUAUGUUCGGCAUAGAUAUAUUUGUGCAGUCAAUUUUCUAAAUGUGGACACUUGCACAGCAUACUGUAUUAGCAUGCAUUCCACUGCAUUUCAUAGAUUCAAGACUGGGGAUUACAACUUGUACAGAUGUUGAUAUGGAAAGACAAAGUGAAAAGUGAACUGAGGUCCAUAAUUUUUACGUCUGGCAUUCCUUCGCGAAAUGAUAUCCUGUAACUGUACAGUUUAACGGAGGUGGUUCUUUUGCCCACUCAUCAAUAAAGACUCUACUUUUGA